CGGUCACGUGUCUGCGAGCUCUUCGCUCCUGCCCCGAAGUCGCCUCGGCGGCUGCUUUUUAUUCAUUCGCCUGCGCGUCUUAGCGACGGCAGCGCACAAUCUCGGGCUGCUGUUGCUGCCGCCGGUCUCGUUGCGGGAAACGGCGCCUAGUUUUCAACAAACAUUUGAAGUUUUGACUGAUCCGCUUUGGGUUGUUGCCUGCUAAAUCCUAUCAACAAGGUUGCGUGUACAAAACAAGCUCCCAUUACUCUUGGAUAGACUUCACAUGCAGUUUGCAAGAUGACGCCAAAGCAUGAAAAACAGGAAUUUGUCACGGUCUUGGUGCGAGACCCUCGGAUAAAAAAGGAAGACUCCUGGCAUUCACAUAUAGACUAUGAGAUCUUCAUUCAUACAAACAGCAUGUGCUUUACGAGGAAAACGUCUUGCGUCCGGCGGCGCUUUCGAGAAUUCGUGUGGCUUCGCCAGAGACUUCAGAGUAACGCAGCGCUAAUACAACUUCCAGAACUUCCAGCCCGAACGCCCUUUUUCAACACCAAUAACCCCCAACACGUGGACCAGCGCCGACAAGGCUUGCAGCAGUUCCUCCAAAAGAUUCUGCAGAAUCCUCUUCUGCUUUCAGACAGUAGACUUCACCUCUUUGUACAAACCCAGCUGAACCCAGAGGACAUUGAGGCAUGUGUAUCUGGACACACGAAAUAUUCCGUCGAAGACGCAAUCCACGAGUUUGCCUGUUUGAAACGACGGUUUCCUGUAGAAGACGAAGGGAGGAAAAAGGAGAAUUAUGCAGAUUCCGAUUCCGAAAGUUCAUCCUCAGGGCUUGGACACAGCAGUGAUGAUAACAUUUCCCAUGGAUGUAAAGGAAGCACAGACACAGUUCCUGAAGAACCCUGAAAUAUCAUUUAUGUGUUGCCAUCACUCCAAUGACAGAUACACAGCUUCUAUCUUGGUUGAAAGUUACAGAUGACAUAGACUGACCAUGCGCCCAACUUCCAAGGCAUGCCUUUUCUCUGUUUUCAAAACAGCCUGUUCAUCUGCUAUGUAUGCAUUUUGUAGCCUUUGUUAUAUUGAACGAUACAAAUACUGUCUGCACCACAACACCUAAAUCAAUGAGAUUUCUUAAUGUGAUACUGUGGGGUUCACUGUAAGGGAAAGGAAAGGGGGGGGGACCCUGGAAUAUCAACAUUCUGGGAAUCCACAAAAUCUAUUUUUAUUUGGCAUUUUAAAUGGUGAUACUGUGGUGGUCUUUCUACUGUGGUGUUGACUACGUAACUCAGCUGCAACACAGAAAACCAAAACGCCAUUCAGUCAUAAGGUAGCAGAAGAGUAAAUGACCAAAUGGGUUUUCUGAAAAGUAUGUUUUGUUAUUAAGCUUUCACCUUGAAAGGGAAUGCUUGGGUACAAUGCUAUAUGGUCAGUUACAGGCUGCUUGAAUUAAAUAGGCUUGACAGUGCAGUUCUGUAUAUGUUUACUCAAAAGUAAGCCAGAUUGAGUUCAGUUAGGCUUGCUCCCAGGCUGCAGUCCUGCAAUCUACCUGGCAGUAAACCCCAGUUGAGACAUAUAUAGGAUGGUGCUGUUAUCCUGCCUAACUGUGGCAACAGGUCUUACUUUUGUGUGUGUGGCUAAGAAACACGUGUCUUGUGAAGAGGCCUAUCAUUAAAAAACCUGUGCUGUUACA
This is a messenger RNA of Podarcis raffonei (Aeolian wall lizard), 1675 nucleotides long. RefSeq names its product sorting nexin 10 (gene SNX10). Gene Ontology annotation, molecular function: phosphatidylinositol binding. The record is from RefSeq and is a predicted model, not a curated record. The transcript is spliced from 8 exons. NCBI's taxonomy places the organism in Eukaryota, Metazoa, Chordata, Lepidosauria, Squamata, Lacertidae. Gene Ontology annotation, biological process: intracellular protein transport. The coding region runs from base 280 to 891 and encodes 203 amino acids.